AUGGCGCCGUCCUCUCAAACCCUCCGCGACAUCACCGACCGCGCCGAACAGGACCUAAAUAUCUACGCGGCUAAGACAAGCGCGCGCGAGACCUCAUCUGCCGAUAGUAAGUUCCCUGAUGCCGGCUACGGGAAUCGGGUACCGCCUGAGGAGGGUGGCGAGGUAGAUGCGCGCGGGAGACGCAGACAAACCCACAGCCACCACCUAUCAGGCGGCAGCGGGCCCUCCUCGGACAAGCUGGCUCGCGAUCACGGCGGCGACAGCGUCAAGGAUUCUGAGCUAGCCCUAACGACGACGAGGGACCGUGAUUUUGGGCCGUCAACCGUUGGUGACAAGACAGAAAAAGGAGAUGGUCGGCGCCGCGAUGUGAUGAUGUCCGAGGGGAAGGCGAAGGAGGCUGUGCUGUCGGAUAAUUAG
Molecule: messenger RNA, 417 nt
Organism: Hypoxylon fragiforme
Lineage: Eukaryota; Fungi; Ascomycota; Sordariomycetes; Xylariales; Hypoxylaceae
Exons: 2
Coding region: 1-417 (138 amino acids)
Source: RefSeq, a predicted model, not a curated record